AUGCUAAUUGUCAUCGGGGAGGUAGCAUCAGAACACCAGCUCCGGUCUGUCAGGGAACACAUUGAGCAGGGGAUUCGCUCAUGGGAUAUCAACCUGACCUCCUGCGACCUCAGCAAGCAACUCCAGCUCUUUGUGGAGCGGCACUCCGCCCAGUUCUCCUCAGGGGUCCAAGGACAGAGAAUUUUGCAGUACAAAAGUGAAGUCCUUGACACUGUUGUUUUAGUAAAUCCAUUGGAAGAUACAAUUGCCUCAGAGAUUAAAUCAGCGAUCACUGACCCUGCAGCACACAAGCUACUGGUUCUAAGUGGUCAGAGCUCAGACCAGGGCACUGAUCUCAUUCUGCAAAGUGGGGUGUUCACUUUCAAAAACUUCUCAGACAUCUUUGCUGAUCCUGGGGUUAGUCAUCUGUUGAGUAAAGCCACCCCUGACCACCGGGCCACGCUCACGGUAUCCUGCAGAGGGGAGGGUGGCUGGAGCUCCCUGGGGCAGCAACAGCAGGCACACUUUAGGGAGUUCCUGGAUUACAGACUGAACUCUGAACCUGUGCUACCUGAAAUGGAGGGAGUCACCGAAUUCACGGAGUACAUCUCGGAGACAGUGGAUGUCCCAUCACCUUUUGACCUCUUGGAGCCACCAACUUCAGGAGGGUUUCUCAAGCUGUCCAAGCCUUGCUGCUACAUUUUCCCUGGGGGAAGAGGAGACUCUGCACUGUUUGCAGUCAAUGGUUUCAACAUCCUUAUAGAUGGAGGCUCUGAACGUAGAUCGUGUUUCUGGAAGCUUGUCCGGCAUCUGGAUCGGAUUGACUCCAUUUUACUCACUCAUAUUGGAGCAGACAAUCUCCCUGGUAUUAAUGGACUCCUGCAAAGGAAGAUAGCUGAACAAGAUGAGGAGCAAUCACAAGGCUCCACCACCUACAGUGACUGGAUGAAGAAUCUGAUAUCUCCAGAGCUUGGUGUUGUGUUUUUCAAUGUUCCUGAAAAGCUGCGGAUGCCUGAAUCCACCUUAAAAGUCAAACGGAGCAUUGAAGAGGCAUCCCUCACACUGCAGUACCUCAGCAAGCUGGGGAUCAAGCCUGAGCCACUCUUCAGAGUGGUCACCAACACAAUUGAGCCUAUUACACUCUUCCACAAGAUGGGUGUGGGCAGGUUAGACAUGUAUGUUCUGAACCCAUUAAAGGAAAGCAAAGAAAUGCAGUUCCUCAUGCAGAAAUGGGCAGGCAACAGUAAGGCUAAGACUGGAAUUAUGAUGUCUAAUGGAAAAGAAGGAGAAAUAUCUGUUCCCUACCUGACAUCGGUUACAGCUCUAGUGGUGUGGCUUCCAGCUUGCCCUACUGAAAAGAUUGUUCGAGUACUGUUUCCGGGAAAUGCACCCCAGAACAAAAUCUUGGAAGGACUUGAAAAGUUAAAACACCUUGACUUUUUACGGUACCCUGUGGCUACUCAGAAGGAUAUAUCUUCUGGUACUCCCCCUCCAGUGAUAAAACAGACAAAAAUUAAGCAAAGAACUGACAGCAAAGAAAGUCUUAAAUCCUCUCCCAAGACACAUUUAGCAUCUAAAGUUGCCAAAAAAGAGGCAAAUGAGCAUGAGGAUACAUCAGUUGCUGAAACAAAGAGUGAUUCUGCAAAAGAGAACAAGGUUGAAAAGAAAGAAAAGAAACUGAAAGAGAGUGAUAAAGCAAACAAACCCUUGAAAGUGAAGACAGAUGUGUCUGAGACAGCAAAGCAAGAAAAGAAGAAGCUGUCAAAGGAGAAGUCUCUGAAAAAACACACCAAGGAAAGAGUCUCCAAGAUGGAUGAGAAGAAAGACAAAGAAAAGAAGGAGAUCAAAAAGGAGAGAAAUGAAGUAAAAAAAGAUGAUUCAACUAAGAAAGAGGAGAAGAAAGAAACCAAGGUGAAAGAAGACAAAAAAAAGGACACUGCCAAACCAGAGCUGAGAAAGAUCACUCAACCUGACCUGAAACCCUUCACACCAGAGGUCAGAAAAACCUUGAACAAGGCAAAAGUUUAUGGGAAGCCUAAAGCAGAAAAAACAGACAAAAACAAAGCUAAAUCUGCCAAGGAACAAUCAGCUAAACAGCUGCUUACAGCAGGAACGACUGCUAAAAAGACUCAACGAGAGACAAAGGUAGUUGUAGAAGACAGGUCCAUAGUAUCUUCCCCUGAAGACCUCACAAAGGAUUUUGAGGAACUGAGAAGGGAUGAAAUGUCCACACAGGAAGCAAAACUGAAAGAGGAGGCUGGAGAACGGAUUGUUUCCAAAGCAGCCAAAACAGAUGAGGGUAAAAUGACGACAGAUGUGGAAGCUGAUUCCCUGCAUGACAAAAAACAGCUUUCAUCAAAACAGAAGACUGAAUCACAAACCAGAACUGGAGAUAAAUUUGAGGAUGGGGGAGCAGACAUGGAGGAUAAAGAUAGGAAAGAUGAAGAAGAGAGGAUAGGUACUGUCCAGAAGAAGACAUUGGAUGAAGAAGAGGAUAUAGGUAUGGGGGAAAAGGACAGGAAAAACAUUGGGAGGCUGGAUAGAAAGCAUGAGGAGGAGAAAAUGGAGAAAUGUGAAAAAUAUAUUGCAAAGAGUGAAAUGAAAAAGGAGUUCAAAAUGACUGAAUCUGAGGAAGAGGAAGAGGAAGAUGGAUAUGUCAUUGAAAAAGCAGAACUGGAGGAAUCUGAAGAUUUAAAUACAAUUGCCGAACAGUUGAAAAUUAAAACUGAAGAGGGAAACCAAGCAAAACUUGACAGGGAAUGGAAUGCUAAACAUUCUAAAGGGGAGGGAGUUGAAGAUGCAUAUCACUCAAAUGUGGGAGCUAACAUUGCAUCAACUGCACAAGGUGCCACUGCAGCAGAUCCCAUCUCAUAUAUCCAAGAUGAGACCAUUCCUGGUUACUCUGAAACUGAACAGACUAUUUCUGAUGAAGAAAUACAUGAGGAACCUGAAGACAAGAUUCCACAUCUUAGAUAUGAAGUUGGCAGCUAUGAUAUUUCAGUUCCAGAUGAUACUGUCUCUUUUGAUGCCAUCCAUGGUAUGCGAGAGAUGAAAGCAGCAGCUAUGCAUGAUGUGUCAGACUUAACAGCAAAGGGAUAUGUCACAGGGCAGGAUCCUGCAUUAGCUGUCUAUUCCACCAAUAUUAUCACUGCACCAUUGGCAGAAGAAGAACAUGUUUCCUCUGCUACGUCCAUAACUGAAUGUGACAAACUAUCAUCUUUUGCCACCUCUGUUGCUGAAGACCAGUCAAUAGCAUCUGUGACAGCACCUCAAACUGAAGAAACUGGAAGAAGCUCUUUGCUUCUUGACACUAUCAAUAGCAUACCAUCCUCAAUCCGUACUGAGGCCACCCAGGGAAAGGAGUACUUGCAUUCUGCUGGGACUAUCUCACCAACUUCCUCCUUAGAGGAGGAUAAGUGCUUCAAGUCCCCUCCUUCAGAGGAGUACCAACCCAGUGCAGCAGAGGUGGAGGCUGGAGGCAAGAUCACACUAGUCCAUGAGGAAGAAGAUGAAGAGGAUGAAGAAGAUGAAGAUCAGACUCCCAAUGUUGAAAUUCCACUUAGUAAGCUCCAGGAAGGUUAUGCAUCUUCUUCUUUGUUCCAGGACAGGGAAAGAGAUUUUGGAAAGCACCCUACAUCUAUGACAUCUCCUAUUUCAGCGUCUGCUGUGGAUAAGCCGGAACAUCCACCCAUCAUGUAUGGAAUGCAGGCAUCAAUCUCCAAAGAUGUCAACAUAUUUGGAAGUGCUGAAAAAGCAAUAUCUCCACCACCCUCUUUCUCCAGUUCAUUUCAAGAGGGGGAGGAAAGGUGUCUCAGUCCUGAUGAAAGUACUGUCAAGUUAGCUUCACCAACACAGUCUGGGCCUACUAGUGCUGGCCACACACCUUUCCAUCAGUCUCCAGUGGAGGAAAAGACUGAAACUGAGAAGUCCCAAGGCCAACAGCAGAAAAAAGAUGAAAAGGAAACCCAACAAAUGGCUGUUAAAGUAGAUGAGAGAGAAGACAAGAAAGACAAUGCACAAAAACUAUCACAGAAAGAGGAGAAAAGACCCAUUUAUUUUGAGGAGACAGGAAAAGAAGAGGAAAAAGACUAUAAGAAUAAUAUUUCCAGAGAAAGAGUGAUGUUUGCAGGAACAGAUGAAGAAGACGAUUACUAUGAGCAGGGGGAUUUCAAAACACAUGGUAAGACUAAAUAUAUUGAGGAGAAGGAGAGCCGGUUCCUAGAUGAGGAGUACACAUGUGAGGUUAAAUCCUACACAGAUGAGAAGAUAGUGGGAAAAGAAAAAGAUCAAGGGAAAGGCUUUGGCUAUGACUACCUGCAAACAACACAAGCUGUAUCAGAUAACAAACUGGAUACUUCUUACUUAGGUCAAGGACCCAAAACUCGAGGUCUGUACUCCGAUGAAGAGGAAGAUGAGGAAGAUGAUGAAGAUGAUGCCAUUUGUAUGGGUGGUGCAGGGUCCAGGCCUUUGUCAUUAGAAUCGAGCAAAUUAGAUUACAUGUCUCAAGAUUUAACCUCUGAUUACUCAUCCCAAAGAGGACCCACUAACCAAACAAGAGAGACUAGUGAUGGAUAUGCAUCCACAGUGCCCAUGACUAAAUUCCCAACAGAUGAAUUACAAACUUCACCUUACCAUUAUGCUAAAGACCAGAUGAAAGAGUUGCACGGUACUUCUGAUUACUACUCAAGGGAUACAUCAGAUCUGGAAACAAAGGUUGAUGAGAAACCAGGAAAGGAGCUACCUUCUUCAUAUUUCCACUUGGAAAAAGAUGUGACACAUACAUCCUCUAUGGACAAAGAAGAUGGUGAUUUUAUGAACAAAGACAAAGAGAAAGACAAGUAUCAUCCAGAUGAAAAAACAAUCACAAAGGAUUUUGAAUUGGAUUCAAAGAAGGGAGUCAAGUUCACUGCAGGAUAUGAUGAAUCAACAGGAGUAGAUGCUACUACCAGUAAGACAGCAGUCGGUGAAAGGAAAACAGGAGAAGACAGCAAAGAUGGAGCAAUAUCAUUUAACAGAAUGGAUCGCCACACAGUUAAUUUUUCUGAACCUGAAAGAAGUGUCCAUUUCAAUAUUUCUUCCUUCCCUGAGAGAGGACACAAUGAGAAAGGUCAAAUGGAAGAACAUGAGAGGGAGGUGACAAGGAGACAAGAUACUCCUUAUGUGGAUGGUAAGAGUUUUACAUACACAGAGAUUUAUGACAAUAAAUCACCUCCUGCAAUGGAGUCAUAUUCAUUUGCCUCUGUUCAUCAGCAGGAUUACCCUUUUAACUUGGCAAAAGAGAGGACUAUAGAUAAGGAUUCUGUAAAAAAGGACACAUCAUUUCUCUCAGGCGACAAAGAAUUUUCCACAUCAUCAUGGGGUCAGUCAAAUCUGGAGGUCCAAACUACCACAGCCUCAGGCUUGGGUGGUAUUUGUCAGAAGCAGCCUAUGGAGGCAGAAAAAGAUAGGGAAAAAGAAUCUGCUGAACCGGCAUCAGGUCACUUUUCACUGGAAAGAAGUGGUAUUUUUUCUUCUCAACGACAGCCUGAUAAGGAUAGUCAGGAGAGUACAGCCUCCUACACUGAACCUUCAGGUCAACACUUAGAUGGCAACAUCCUUGCAUCUGAGCAUUCUUACAAAAGUACCUCUGUCGCCUGCAAAUCUACGACAAACCCCUUUGAGAAAGAAGCUGUUGUGGAAAGAGGACACACAAGGUUAGUAAUGGAAGAAGAGGAUGAAGAGGAUGAUGAUGAGGGUACAGGAGAUGAUGAGGAAGUGAAUGACUCAGAUUUGGAAAAAGGAGCAAAGGAGAAAUCUGAAAAAGAGUCUAAAAGUCCAUUUGGUGAUGUCAUCAGUUCUAAAUUCCCAGAAAUUAACCAGAAGGAAAGCUCUUCUGAACAUGGGUACAGCUUUGAUAUCAAGGGAAAGCCUUCUAUAUCAGCACCUUUUGAGCUGACUGGUGGCAGCAGUAGCCAGCACACCAAUGAUUUUCUUGAAAAGAGCAGAGUUGGUGCUUCCACCCCCUUCACUGCAAGCUAUACAGAUAUAGGACUAACCGGAUCUAAAGGAUAUCCCUCCGGAUUUGAGUAUUCCUAUGGUGAGGAUAGCAAAGGUUCUUUCCUUGAUAGCCAGGUAAGGGAGAGGGCACAGGACGAUGACAGUCCUGAUGAUUCUGACUUCCCCAUGCUAACUAAGUCAGGUGAAGAUAAAUACUACCAUGGUGAAAAAGAUGUCGAGUUUGAUAAACAGAAGACUCCAGAUAUUUUAAGUAAAAAAGCAGGGGAUGCCUUUUCCUCAGGUUUUAACUACACCACCACAUCUGCCACUGCAUAUUCAUCUUCCUCAUCUUACAGUUAUUCUUCCUCUGCGUCUGCGUCACUAUCAACAAGCCGUCAAUUUGGAGAAGAUUUAGAGACACCCGCCACCACCUCAGACACGCUCUUUAAACCUGAUCCUGAUAGUGCUGGCUUUGAAUAUUCAUCUUUCAAAGAUGAACACUCCCUUGUGAUGGACUCACCUUUUUCUAGCUCUGGGGGGUUAGUAAAGGAUGAGUAUCUUGAGGUCUCUGAAAAGCUGACCACUGCCACAACAACUGCUGAAUCAACCUCCAGCCUUACAAGAUUUUCUCCACUCAGUCCUUUUGAGGAGAUCAAACCCUUCCCUCCAUUUUCAACCACAGUAACAGAAAAGGGGGGACAGCAUUCUGAUCCCUUUUAUAAGCCUGAAUGGGCUGAUGAAUCAAGACUGGCUGCAGGUCCAGAAGUAUCUGCACCUUAUUCUCAGCUGUCUCAGUCUGCUCAGGGUCUGUUUGAGGUCUCUUCAUUGCAGCAAGCAGACUUGAAGGAAAAACAUUUAUUGGAAGAGACAGAGGACAGUGAGGAAGAGGAAGAGAGCACCUUACCAUCUAGAAUUGAUUGCCAAAGAUCUCCACCUCUUGACCAAUUGGAGCAAAAGGGAGCAACACCAUUCAUGGCUGGACAACAGGCGGUCACCACCUCCAGCACAGUCAGUCCUCUCCCAGAUGUCCUAUCAUCAUACCCCUCCCAAACUCAACAGGGUGAUCAAGGAGCAACUUCCAAUGGGCCAACAGAGGUCGGCACAAUCCAGCCACAGCCUUCAUGUGGAUUCACCGAAAGACCACAUACUGGAACAUCAUUUUUACAAAGAACAGAGCAGAAAGGUGUAGAAAACACUACAGAUGAGAAGAAUGAGAGGGAUGAAGAGAAGAAACUGAGCAGUAGCACAUAUGAAUGGGGACUGCAGCAGCAAAGAGGUAUGUGUCCAGGAGCUUCCCCUCCACAUUAUCGAGAUGAAGAUGAUUAUGAGGAGGAAGAGGAGAGGGAACCAGAGCGUCCAGCUCGUCCUCUCUCCCUGGGUUCUGCUGACCAGACCUUUCACUUGUCAUUCUACUCAGAAUCAAAUAAACCAGGAGAUGAUUCUGACUUCCCUCCUGAUGUCUGUAUGGGGGCUACUUCUUCAUACACAUCCUCAGGGUCUGCUGGUUAUUCCUCUAGUGAAUACAAGCAUCGUAAGGGAGAAAUUUCUCCAUCAUUCAUCAACCCAAGCCCACAUCACCUUUCCAGUGAUGAAGAGGAAGAGGAAGAUGAAGGGAGUGGCCAGUCGCAGGAAGGAGAUGACAACCAACAACCUUCUGUCAAGAGGAGAUCACAUACACACCAACGUCACCACACUCACAGUCAGCAUGGAGAGGACAGUAGUUCCCAGCACUUCCCUGGUGCUAUGGCUAUUGGGCUGGGACUGGCUGGAGAAGAAACGCCUCCAACUUCUGUGAGUGAAUCACUGCCUUCACAGUCGGACUCUGAUGUCCCGCCUGAAACAGAGGAAUGCCCAUCAAUCACAGCAGAGGGAAACCUGGACUCAGAUGAGGAUGCAGAUUAUUUGCCCGUGGAUAAAUCAGUCGCAGCUGGCGGAGGAGGCAACCAUCACUCAUCCUCCUCUAGGUCCACGGAACGGACUCAUGAUCCCCUGCCUACACCAAUGAUGGACCCUUUCCCUCGUCCUCCACACCCUGAUGUGUGCAUGGUUGACCCAGAUGUUCUUUCUAGUGACCAGAACCAUGCAGAUAAACUGCUCAAGAAGGACACGAAGGCUAACAAAGGCUUGCGGAAGUCCCUUGGAAAGCCAAAGUCAGCCUCUCCAUCCCGUAAAGCAGAAGGCAGGGGUAAGAAAACUACUGCCCCUGUUAAACAGGACUCCUCACCAAGGAGAUCAUCUCUAAAAAAGAAGGAGGGAGAGAAGGCAUCAAGGAUGUCAGAUGGGCAAGGAUCCAGAGAAGACAACCCUGGAAGAGUACUUGUCAAUGGUGUUAAGAGCAACCCUGGUUCCAACUCACAAAAAUCCAGUUCUGUUGUUCCCCCUGGACCGCCAAUCUAUGUAGACCUGGCCUACAUCCCAAAUCACUGCAGCUCUAAGAAUGUGGACCAGGAGUUUUUCAAGCGUGUGCGUGCUGCAUACUAUGUGGUGAGCGGAAAUGACCCAGGCAGUGGGGAGCCAAGCCGUGGAGUUCUGGAUGCACUUCUUGACGGAAAGGCUCAGUGGGGUUCCAAUCUCCAGGUGACCUUAAUACCUACCCAUGACACAGAAGUGACCCGAGAGUGGUACCAGCAGACCCAUGAGAAGCAGCAGGAGCUAAACAUCAUGGUGCUGGCCAGCAGCAGCACUGUCGUAAUGCAGGAUGAGUCUUUCCCUGCCUGCAAGAUCGAGUUCUGAACCCACAGGUUCAGGUUCCCUGACUCAGUUUUAGUGUCUCAACAUACAGUAUGUCCCCCUAUCUGUCUCUAGGGCUAUGUAGUGGUCUUAGUUUCAGCCUCAUAAAUACAUUCCCUCUCAUUUAACACCCACACGGCUCAAUUUAUUGCCAUUACUAUCCCAUUUUACUGGAGUCUUGAAUGUUUUUUUUCUGUGUUUGUCACUGAAUGAUCACUGAUUCUAGUCAUUACAAAACAGAUACAUAUAAACCAUACAUGAAAGUAAGACACAAUACAUAUAUUUCUCUGGAUUUCUUUGGCUAAAGGUUAACACUAUCUUUAAACAUGACACCUGUAUAAAUACAGUAUUGCUAUCAUGAAAUGCAGCAAUGAAAUAUAAGCAAUCUCUAUAGUAUUUCACUCUUAUUGUCCCCAAAUGCAAGUUGUGUGUAGGGUCCCGAAUGGGAAAAUAUAUUAUAAUUUAUUUUCUUUUAAUUCAAUAUUGGAUUUAAUCAAAGCACAAGUAAUCUUGCAGGAUGUAGCCAACACAACAUGGAAAGUUCAGCAAAUUUCUUGAAUUUGAAGAUAAAACUGUUCCUGUUAAGUAAUUUGCUCUUCAUUUUGUAAUUAUUUAUUGUAUUUAUUUGGCAGACCUGCCCAGAGUGUUUUACUGGAAUAUUAUAGCAAUAUUUAUUAAAUACAUUUUAAUUCUU
This is a messenger RNA of Conger conger (European conger), 9379 nucleotides long. RefSeq names its product microtubule-associated protein 1Aa (gene map1aa). Bases 1 to 8688 code for a protein of 2895 amino acids. The record is from RefSeq and is a predicted model, not a curated record. The transcript is spliced from 8 exons. Lineage: Eukaryota; Metazoa; Chordata; Actinopteri; Anguilliformes; Congridae. Gene Ontology annotation, molecular function: actin binding; microtubule binding. Gene Ontology annotation, cellular component: synapse; microtubule associated complex; cytosol. Gene Ontology annotation, biological process: regulation of microtubule depolymerization; dendrite development; microtubule cytoskeleton organization.